Molecule: messenger RNA, 630 nt
Organism: Oldenlandia corymbosa var. corymbosa
Lineage: Eukaryota; Viridiplantae; Streptophyta; Magnoliopsida; Gentianales; Rubiaceae
Source: the annotation of a GenBank genome assembly
AUGCCAUUGCUCACCCUUCUGCAGCAGCCAAUCCAUCAACUCAGCAGCAUCAUCAGUAGUGGGAAAAUCCCAGCCUGCGCAACCGCCGCUGCUCGAUCAAGGAGGACAAAUAUCACCGCCGGCGAAUUUGGAGGCCAACGGGAGUCACAGAAAAGUCAUCGGGAGUCUCCGGAGACACAAUUAGAAGUUGCGCCGAUUCUGGAUGAUCUUCAAGCCAUCGCUGCCGGCACGAUUGCUGAACAGCGAAACAAUGCUGCGGCUUCUGAUCCAACGAGCGUGGGAGAGAAACCAGUUUCUGCUCCUUCUUCGCCAUCAAUUGCUGUCCAAAUCGAGUCCAAUAAUGGAGAAAUAGCUUCAUCGCCAACAAUGAAGGAUGCUCCGGUGAUUAAGGCAAGUCAUCAGAACCCUCCAAUUCCGCAAUGCCCUUCUGGUUCGCAAUCAAGCCGCGCACCAAUCAAGGAAGAAAUGAUGGAUCUUGACUACCUAUGUGAUAGGGAGUUGGUUCAAGAGAGCUAUGAUCAAGAUGAUGAGAAUGUCAUUAAUUUUGGGGUUCAAACCAAAGGGGAUGAUUCACUCAAGGAAAUAAGUGCUCAAGAGCUUCAAGGAAGUUUGACUCUAGGUGCUCCAUGA